Messenger RNA from Spirodela intermedia, 291 nucleotides. The record is from the annotation of a GenBank genome assembly. Lineage: Eukaryota; Viridiplantae; Streptophyta; Magnoliopsida; Alismatales; Araceae.
AUGGGGUCGCCGGCGCGGUCCAUGAGCGUGGUUGUGGUCAUGAUCGCUGACCGAAUCAUGGCCGGCGUCCAGUCCGGGUUGGACCUAUUCACGAUCGCCGCGACGCCGGCCACGUGGGCAGCGGCGACGGAGGUGCCGGAGUCGAGAAAGAAGCCUGUCUUCGUCGUGUGCGAUGCCGAGACGAUGCUUACUCCGGGGGCGAGCACGUCGGGCUUGAGGAUCCCCCCGUUGACGGCGCUCGGCCCCCGCGAGGAGAACCCAGCCACGGCGGGGGCCCGUUGCGCCUGGUAG